Molecule: messenger RNA, 1818 nt
Organism: Daphnia magna
Lineage: Eukaryota; Metazoa; Arthropoda; Branchiopoda; Diplostraca; Daphniidae
Exons: 1
Source: RefSeq, a predicted model, not a curated record
ACCACAACCACACAAAAACCGACCACAACCACACAAAAACCAACCACUACCACACAAAAACCGACCACCAUCAUUCAAAAGCCAAAUACUACCACACUAAAAACAACCACUACCACACAAAUAACAGCCUCUACACCCAAAUCAACUACAACAUCAAAAUCUACGACAAUAUCAACAGAAGCAGAGAAAUUACCAACAAUAACAUCAACAACCGCAUCAUCAACAUUAACUAGUACAUCACUCAAAACGACUAUCACGACACAGUCAUCUACAACUACAGAAAAAGUUUUCACAGAAACCACAACGACAGACACAAUAAAACCAAAAUCUAACCAAGCUGAAAUUAUUUCGUCCACCGAGCCAACUAUAAGCCUAAAAUAUCUUACACCAAGUCAAAUAAGAGAACAGCCAAGCGAAACAACAACCACUGAAAUAACAAAAUCAAGGGAUAACGAAGAAGAAGAUAUAGAAAAAUUUGAGAGACAAAACAAUACAACCCGAGAUAAGUCAGAAUUUCAAGACAAAAAUUCAAAUGAUCAAUUAAAGGCUUCAACACAACAAAAAGAAAAUACAGCACACGAACUUGUAAUAGAUGACUAUCGACCGCUAAAUGACGCUAAUACAAGUAACGGUCUACCAAAAUCCACUGAGGAGCUAAGUGACUUGAUAAAAUACGAGCUUGGAAAAAUGCACGAGCAAUACAAAAUCAGUAUUGAAACUGAACACGACAAUAAAUUGGCAAAAGAAAUUCGGGAUGUUUACUGCCAGUUAUCAAAGAUAAAACGAACGCAAACCAUAAUCUUAGCCCAAACAAAUGGAUUGCUUGCAGCCGCCGCACUCGGACUUCCAAUGUGUACAAGGAUAUAUGGUUUUGGUCAAGCCAUGACAUUGCAACAAUGCGACCCAAAAAGGAUAUCACUAUCAGCGAAAGAGACCAAGUGUGGGUUCCAGCCAUUUUUUGUUUACGGAAAAAACAACUGUACAAUCGGACUCGACGGAUGGUCUAUUCAUCCGUAUUCGGAGUGCUUUUGGAAAUCCCAAUUGAUAAACAUCAACGGAUAUCCUCAUACGUGGCAACAUAACGCCACAGCAGGAGACUGGAUUAAACAAGAGGCGACCAUACAUACUUCAAAUCUGGAUUUAAUUGCAGAAUUCGAAGAACUGCACUUAAACAGUUUCGACUAUGGAUUAAGGAACCAUCCAGCUCAUGGAACCAUGGAAAUGGAACAGCUAAACAUCUUAAAUGACCUGGUGGGACGAAUUAAUGAAGGAGAAGGCAAAGAGUUACCUGACAUCCUAGUAACAGAAGAGCAGGACAAUCAAAUCGGGAACAUGUUUUCCUGGUUUGACACAUUAAAAAUUAUGGCUCUCUCAGCGAUAGGAUUCAUCCUAUUUCUCAUCUGUCUAAGAAUUUUUAUUGCCUGUAAUCCUAUUCCACGGAUUAAGGAAAGCUUCAGACGACGCAAGCAAUCACGUAACGUGAGCGAAAGUGAUGGUCAAGAAAUGGAUUCAAUGAUACCAGAACCCAUCUACAGCGCUGGAGGAGCAAAUGAAAAACCGUUCAUUAGGGAAUUUGCACCUUUAAUGACGUUAGCAACAGAAACACCAAAAGAAACCCUUACGUCGAUAAACACACCAAGUGCACCAAAGAAAGGAAAAUUGUACCCUAUCGAAGAAUUAAAAUGGGAAAACGAGCAAAACAAGGAAUGUACAGGUAGCCACACGACCUGCAGCUAUGUCGUUGGAUACGGAAUGGUGUGGGAGGAUCUAUGCAGAUGUACUCCAGAAGACCAUUUAAAACGCACAAUUAACAAAUAA